GGUACCUACCCGGACCGAAAUGCAACGCAGAUUUCGGUGCUUCAUUUCGGUACCUUGGCACCGAAGUUGCUCAUUGGUACCGAAAUGAAGUGGCUACCGAAAUGAAGUGGCUCAUUGGUGUGUACCGGUACCGAAAUGAAGUGCUUGAGCCAAUUGAAGUGCUUCAUUUCGGUGCCUGAGCCAAUUGAACACGGUCGCUAGGCAGAUUCCGUGGGGCACAUGUAAAACUGCCCCAUCCCAAUGUAAACGUUGGCCUGUGUCGCUCACGCUCAUUGGUGUUUCCAUAGCAACAGUCUUAUGACAGCAAAGAGCAUGCACCAUUUUACAGAGCAAGUACAAACUGAAUCCGCCAUUAACCAGAGAAAAUGCCGAAAGCUAAGCGCUCCAAAGUGUGGCUGUAUUUCUCACCAAAGGAUUCUAAUAACGCGAAGUGCAACAAAUGCAAUAAAGUAAUUGCAAGUAAAGGGGGAAACACAUCGAAUCUGAUGAAACAUCUGGCUACACAUAAGAUCUACUUGAAAGCAGAGGCAUGCACCGUGUUUGACUGCCUGCGUGAGCGUGAGCCCAUGCCUAGCACAUCAGUGGGCAGCGUUGGCCUCCCUGGCCCCAGCGAUAGGGAGACUGAUCCCAACCCCGAAAAAGUGGAUACUGAUGAUGACAGCAGCCUUACCUCAGCUUCAACAGUGACCCCAUUCACCUUGGCAAAGAAGGCUAAUUUACCCAAAGUGAAGGUGGAGGAACUCCACAGGUCUGUGACCAGAUUUGUAGUCAUGGGACUGCAUUCUUUUUCCACUGUGGAAUCUAAAUGGUUCAGAGAGAUGACCACUGCCCUCAAUCCUCGCUACCGACCCCCAUCCAGGGAUGAUCUGUCGAAUACUUUGAUUCCUGCAUGGUACUCUGUUGAGAAACAGAAUGUCAUUCAGGAGUUGGCACAAGUAAAAAAGGCUGCUAUUACUUGUGAUGGGUGGACCAGUGUGGCACAGGAACACUAUGUAACAGUGACUGUACAUUACACCAGUCAUAGUGUCAUUAAGCAGAAGGUGCUUAACACCAAAGCUGUGUACGAGUCACAGACAGGCCUGGUGGUGGCAGACGAGAUCACUAGCAUUCUGGUGGAAUUCUCGCUGAAAACCAAAGUUGUAGCUGCCACAGUUGACAACGCCAGCAACAUGGACGUCGCACUGAAGGCGUUAAAGUUUUUAAAGGUGGGGUGCUUUGCCCAUACCCUUAACCUGGCAGCACAGAAAGUUUACGGCAUCACUGCUGUGACAAAGUGGUGUGCCAGACUUAGAGCUGUCGUGGUGUGGCUGAAGAGGUCCACCAUGGCCAAAACGGUCCUGCAGGAGAAGCAACGACUUCUUGGUCUGCCAGACCACAGCGUGAUUCUGGAUGUCAGAACAAGAUGGAACUCCCUUUUCCUGAUGGUGGAGAGGUUUUUGGAACAGUACCCGGCCAUCCAGGCAGCAUCACUGGACCAACGCCUCAGGAAGCCAAUGGAGAAAGACAGACUGGAAAGGCUCACUGCUGACGACUUCGAGAAAGCAGAGGAGUUUGUCAACACCAUGAGGCUAUUAUACACCUCAACCCUCUGUGUGUCGAGUGAGAGGUCCCCCACAUGUGGUCAAAUUCUCCCCAUCCUGAAUAAGCUGGAGGUGCAUUUCAAGGUGGCUGAAGAGGACACUGCAUUUACCAGUGCCGUAAAAGAGAAGGUCUGGGGAGACCUGAAAAAACGAUACCAGGAUGAAAACGUUCAGAACUUCCUCCAGGAGGCCACUUUGAUGGACCCUCGCUUCAAAGGCAGACUUGUGGGUGCUGUUGCUGAUGCCUGGGACAGGUUGGAAAAAGUAGCAGUUGCCAGUCUAACAGAAGAGCUUCCAAUGGAGGGCAUUCAAGACACUGACGAAGAUGGAUCUGAUGACAAUGACGAGGACAAGGCAGAGAAACAUGUAAAUAUAUAAUCAUGAAACAUCUCCAAUGAAUGCAUUUCUUUUGAAGCAUGUUUGUCUAAUCACUACUUUUAUGUAUUUUUCGUGCCAAGCGUGCCAAGAAGUCAGCCCUGGAGGAGCUUUUUGAGGAUGAGGACCUAGAGCUUCUUCAGGCAACAACCACUGAAGGCAGUGCCUUCUCCACCACUCAACAAGUCCAGAAAGAGAUAGAACUAUAUAAAAGUCUGCCUUCAAUACCAUCAGGACAAGACCCUGCAGCCUGGUGGUGGAUGAAGCGGGACCGCCUGCCCAUAUUGUAUGUACUUUCAGAUACAUAUAUGUGUGUACAGGCUUCAUCAACACCAUCGGAGAGGGUUUUCUCCUGUGCAGGUCAUGCAAUCAGUCAGGAAAGGUGCCGCAUUUUGCCGGAGAAGGCAAAUAUGUUGAUAUUUCUUCAAAAGAAUUGCUAAAGUGUGUGUGUGUGUGUGUGUGUUGUAUUUAUUUGUAUUUAAGUAUAGUCUAAAUUUUUGUUAACAGUUCAUAUAUUUUGUAAGUUAAAAAGUGUUU
Clupea harengus (Atlantic herring) is the source of this 2492-nucleotide messenger RNA. RefSeq names its product E3 SUMO-protein ligase ZBED1-like. The record is from RefSeq and is a predicted model, not a curated record. NCBI's taxonomy places the organism in Eukaryota, Metazoa, Chordata, Actinopteri, Clupeiformes, Clupeidae. Gene Ontology annotation, molecular function: DNA binding.